Aspergillus vadensis CBS 113365 is the source of this 1407-nucleotide messenger RNA. RefSeq lists its product as uncharacterized. NCBI's taxonomy places the organism in Eukaryota, Fungi, Ascomycota, Eurotiomycetes, Eurotiales, Aspergillaceae. The transcript is spliced from 2 exons. The record is from RefSeq and is a predicted model, not a curated record. Bases 1 to 1407 code for a protein of 468 amino acids.
AUGCAGGAACCCAAGUCCAGUGAUCCGGAAUAUCCCUUCUGUCAGGCCUCGGACAAUCCCCAGAACUUUUCGAGUCGACUACAGUAUAAACACCCAGAGAAUUGUCCUGCCCGCCCAACCAUGGCCCGCAGCGAUUCUCAUGAUACUGACGCUUUCCACAUAUUUCCAAUGGAGGUGGAUAAAGAACACCCGACAGACCCGUCAACCUCAGCAUGCAAGAUGUUGGAAACUUUCUCCGAUAAGGACACUGCCAACCGCCAAGGAAUGCCCGACAUGUUUAAUGAUGCAUUUGUUUUUGAAAAAUGGUAUGAGAGCACAAUCGGACCUUGCGGUAAAUCAGACCGAGAUACUCCGUCUCCGGCGAGACCGGGAAACACCACCCUCGCUAUAUUGAAUGAGAAAAGCUUAUCCGAACGCAAUAGUCGCGGUCCUGUCGAGGCUAAACCAGCGUGGAAACCGCCAAGGCCCCCUAAACCGCGAUUCUUAGCACACCUUGACAUUGCCGGCUCCGAGACAUACGAAAAUGCAACCCCGAGUCCGAUGCCUGCCUUGAGAGACGAUCACGUGGAUCACAAAUGGCUAGCACCUCCCAGAGCUCAGAUGUCCACUCCCCAGGGCUGUUCGAGGUCUCGUAUUCGAUUGGCCAACCGAUCAAUAUUGCUACAAGGUAUGGACAACGAUAUCGGCAAGCGACACAGAGGACCCUGGAGUGACCCCAAGUUCGGCCCAUCCCGAUUCCUGUCCCGGCCUGCCAAACGUGGCACAAAGCCUUACCACGUCAAGAACAAUCUGAGCCAGCCGUUCCCCGCCCCCUUGCCUUCAAUUGACGGCUUGCCAUUGCGCCAGGAUUUAAGGAUUGCUAAGUCGAGGUCUGCCAAGACAUGCGUCCGAAACCCCAGUAACGCCUUGUUAAGCCCCCAAGAGGUACCAGACCCAAACCUGAAGCGUAUAGGGAACUGGCUUGAGAAGCCACUUAGCUGGAUUUCCCAACUGUUACAGCCAAAAGAACGAGGUGUUAUCAGUAUAAUCUUGAUUGGACAGCAACCAUUUCAGCACCCACGUUCCGGAUUUGCAUCAUACGAACUCAUUGGAGCUUCCGCGUCGGAGUCUAUUGACACACACCAAGGGCAAGAGCUCAACCUACCUGUUUCUUCAUAUGAUGCCACCCGCCUCUUUCGGGCCGAUAUUACAAUGCCGUAUCUCGCUAUGCGGCUGAUCUUGGGUUUAUGUAACGUCUUGCGGAGCCUGACACACAGAGAAGUCGUGGCUAGCUUUGUGCACCUCUUUGUGAGAUUCAUCGGACUUCCAGUAUUGUAUGUACUAGAGAGGUUCAGCGUCAACUUCUCCAUUCACCAAAGGGAGUCUGAUACGACCCAGAGCGCAAGAGACCAACAUGCGGCUCUUUGA